GGCACUUGUCACACUCAAAAAACAUGUCUUCGAGAACUUUAGUGUUACUCACGGAAAUAUUAGCGGAAGUAAAUAUUGUAUGAAAGCUCUCAUCGAAUCUAUUGAUGCUGAAUUGCUGUUUAGUUUUGUUAGUACUCUAUAAAGAAUGAUUUGUUGAAUUUUUGAAGCAAAAAAGCAGACGCGUGUUGUUACAGAAGUCCAGAUAUACUAUGAGUUAAUAUUACUGCGCGAAUUGUAUUCGUAUACUGAUAAAAACGCGAUUCUAUCUAAUAAGUAAAUAAUGAGUGUACAAAACAGAUACCCUUAUGAGGGUUUAUUGCAUAAGUAUACAAAUGCUAUGAAAGGUUGGCAGUAUCGCUGGUUCAUUCUUAGUCCAGAAACAGGAGAAUUACACUAUUUUCUGAGUGAGUCAGAAAAAAAUCAAAAACCUAGAAGCUCAAUUUACUUGGCUGGUGCUGUCAUUGCUCCUAGUGAUGAAGACUCUAAUACUUUUACAGUGAACUCUGCUACAGGAGAUAUGAUCAAACUGCGGGCAACAGAUGCAAGAGCUCGUCAAGAAUGGGUAGACAAGCUUCGAGCUGUUACUGAAAUAUAUACUCGUGCUAUUGCAAGUAGUCAUCCACCUUUACCCCCUCGAGAACAUUCGGGUGGCAGUUUGAGAGGAAACCCAAGUGUUAAACUUGAAGUACUUGAUGCAUUUGCUACAUGUCGUGAACAACUUAAUAGAGUGGAGAAACAAAGUCUUUCAUUAGCACAAGCAAUUGAAACAUCCGGUUCAAAUUUAAAUUUAGAUCCAGAACUAUUAUUGCUGAAAGCUACUGCUCAUGCAACAGUGUAUACUUUAAAUCAGUGUCUUAACAUCUUGUAUCAGUAGCGUGCACUCGAGGCUCUCAGACACAACAGGGGUGUUGUCAGGGCCAAGGUCAACGGGGGCCUCUGGUGUAGGUACAAUCAUGGUACAGACAAUAAGCGGUGAUGAACGCUGAACUUGAUUUAAUUUAAGGUUGACAUUUUUAUAAAGAAACUCUUGUAGAGUACAGACUAUUGAACUUGUUUUUCAAAAUAGAUAGAUACAACAAGUGGAAAGGUUUUAAUUCUUAAUAAAGUGUAAAGUUAAUAAUUGAAAGAAUUAUCCCUCUUGAUAAGAUUUCUAAAGAAACAUUUAUUAAUAUUCUAUUUCUACAUAAAUUUCAUAGUAUGAUCAACAGCUAUAACUUAUGGUUAUAAAAAUAUUUCAUUUGAUCUAUAAUAAUAUUGAAUAAACAUUUUACUUCUGAUGAAUUUUAUGAUCAAUGAAAAAAAAUUGUUUUCAAUUUACAGUUCUUACCUAAUACUAAAAAUAUAUAUUACUGUUAUGCAAUAUAAAACUAAAUAGAUGCAGAGAUUAAUUCUCUAUUUACAAUAAAUCUGUUAAGAAUCAUAAAAUUUAGCUGUAUAAUUCAUAUCAUAUUUAUGUAUCUACCAUAGAGUUGUGCAAAAUUUUACACUUUCAAGUAAAGUUACAUUACAUUAAAAAAGUAAUAUUUAAUGAAAUUUACAUAUUAUUAGUUGCUAAUACCAAAUCUUCAAAAAGUGUUGAAAAUAAUCCAACUCUUGCCCAUUAAUAGCCAUAAUAAUUAUUUGUGUAACUCGUAACAAAUUGUACAAAAAUGUCUUCAUGAAUAAUUGCCAAGAUCUAAGAAUGAGAUAUGCUGCUAUCCUUUUCUCCAUUACUUGUUUAUGCUUUAUAUAUAUCACUAAGUUCAUUGUAUUGAGUACAAGUGGCUGAGUACAAAAAUAAAAUAUGAAAUAAUUUAUCAAAUUGA
Molecule: messenger RNA, 1805 nt
Organism: Trichogramma pretiosum
Lineage: Eukaryota; Metazoa; Arthropoda; Insecta; Hymenoptera; Trichogrammatidae
Product: oxysterol-binding protein-related protein 11
Exons: 2
Coding region: 281-874 (197 amino acids)
Source: RefSeq, a predicted model, not a curated record